AUGCCCCAAGAAGAUGGGAAGGCAUUUAUCUGUCAUCACAACAGUUUUUUAAUUUAUGGCUCUCUAAAAGAACCCACACUAAGCAAAUGGGCUCGCAUCACCCAUGUGUCUGUUUCAUUUGCUGUGUUUGUCAGCUUGGUCUUUGCUACAUGUGGAUACCUGACAUUUAAAAACUAUACAGAAGGAGAUAUAUUUGAAAACUACUGCAGAGAUGAUGACCUUGCUACCUUUGGAAGGUUUUGUUAUGGAAUCACUGUCAUCCUAACAUUUCCAAUAGAAUGCUUUGUUACUAGAGAGGGGGUGCUCAGCGCUACUCCCUUGGUCUUCAUUCUGCCUGCUGCCUGCUAUCUGAAAUUGUCUGAAGAGCGAUGGACCCAUUCAGAUAAUCUCCUGUCUGGCCUGAUCCUUGCCGUUGGUGUGCUAGUUAUGAUAGUUGGCUUUGUGAUGACUGUCCUUCAUCCCCAGGAAUGCAGCCAUGGAAAAGAAAUGCCAUAUUGCUCCUUUGGAAAUGCUUCCUUGUACAAUAAUACAGCCCCGUUUGUUCAGCAGGCCCAACCACCCUAACCAGGAAAUGCCCCCCAAGAAAGCUGUGGGUGGUUGAAAAUGUGGAUUUGGGAAAAAGCUUGUUGUGUUUCAGUCUUUUAAAACACUUUUUGGGAAGCAUCAUAAAAGAUGCACGUUGUCUGUUUAGAACUCUAGCUUGGGGGGUGUUUUUUGGGGGGUUGUUUUGCUACUGUAGACUCACCCUAAAAUUGGAGCCAUAACUAGCCAUGUUGGAGUUUGAGGCAAGUGACACCAUCUCCCUGUCCACUCUUCCUGAAGGCGCUGGUAUGAGCCACCAUCAAGAAGAAAGAAGAGGAGAUGAUAAUGAACCCCCAAAGAAAGACAAAGUUUAUGCUUUCAAAACAAGAAGAUCAGAAAAUGAAUAGGGCUGUGAGGUGUUGCUGAUUAUUUUCCUGAUAUACUCAUCAGUAGAUUCACCUCCAGAUUUCAAGGCCCACUAAGAUCUGUUUGCAGAUUAAAGGAAUCUGUUGCAGCUUCUCCUAUUCAGAUGGCUUUCGUAGGGGGGAGAAUUAUACAGUAUAUAUUUUCCAUUAUGUAACUUCAUUGAUUCUGCUAAAAUUUGGGUUAACAGCUCAUGGAAACUGAGCCCUAUUGUUUAUUUUAUAAAUCAAGUGGUUAUUAUAUUGUGUCUGCAUAGCAGAUGAAUAAUUAAAUCAAAA
This is a messenger RNA of Pogona vitticeps (central bearded dragon), 1223 nucleotides long. The record is from RefSeq and is a predicted model, not a curated record. Lineage: Eukaryota; Metazoa; Chordata; Lepidosauria; Squamata; Agamidae.